Punica granatum (pomegranate) is the source of this 2465-nucleotide messenger RNA. NCBI's taxonomy places the organism in Eukaryota, Viridiplantae, Streptophyta, Magnoliopsida, Myrtales, Lythraceae. The record is from RefSeq and is a predicted model, not a curated record.
GAGAGAGAGAGAGAGAGAGAGAGAGCUCCUAACUCCUAACAAAAGCCAAAAUCUCUCUUCCCUCACAUAAGUUCCAUUUGAGGGGUGGGUGGCUCUUCUGUAUCAUGUGUUCUUCUUCUUCUUCACCAAAAGAUUUGGCAAAGAGCUAAAGAGGAACCUCUGUCCCUCACCAGAUUCUUGAGCUAGCUGGAUUCGGCAGGGAGAGACAGGAAGGAAGCAGAGGAGGAAAAAGCUCACACCUUGAGGAAGAAGGAAAAGGAUUGGAGAAUGAAUGGUCUCCCACAUCCCGAGCCGGACGACUUGGAGUUUGUUGAAGUUGAUCCCACUGGGAGAUACGGCAGGUACAAUGAGAUCCUCGGCAAAGGAGCUUCAAAGACAGUGUACAGAGCAUUUGAUGAGUAUGAAGGGAUUGAGGUUGCUUGGAACCAAGUCAAGCUCUACGAUUUCCUUCAGAGCCCCGAGGAUCUCGAGAGGCUUUACAGCGAAAUCCAUCUUCUCAAGACACUCAAGCACAAGAACAUCAUGAAGUUCUACACUUCCUGGGUGGACACGGCCAACAGGAACAUCAACUUUGUCACUGAGAUGUUCACUUCUGGGACUUUAAGGCAGUAUAGGUUGAAGCACAGGAGAGUGAGCAUUAGCGCAGUGAAGCAUUGGUGUAGGCAGAUCUUGAGAGGGCUUCUCUACCUCCACAGCCGUGACCCACCUGUGAUCCACAGAGAUCUCAAGUGUGAUAACAUCUUCGUCAAUGGGAACCAGGGAGAGGUCAAGAUCGGCGAUCUCGGCCUCGCUGCUAUUCUCCGUAAAUCCCAUGCCGCUCACUGUGUAGGGACACCGGAGUUUAUGGCUCCAGAAGUUUACGAGGAGGCAUACAAUGAGCUGGUUGAUAUAUAUUCCUUUGGGAUGUGCAUUCUGGAAAUGGUCACUUUCGAAUAUCCAUACAGUGAAUGCACUCACCCUGCUCAGAUCUAUAAGAAAGUCACAUCUGGGAAAAGGCCUGAUGCUUUGUACGAAGUGAAGGAUCCAGAAGUUCGGGAAUUUGUGGAGAAAUGCCUAGCGACGGUGUCUUUGAGGCUCUCUGCAAGGGAGCUCCUAGAAGACCCUUUUAUCCGACUGGAUGACUGUGACACAGACUUGAGGUCAAUGGACUAUGCAAGGGAAGUUGAUGAUUUGGGUCCCCUUAUAAGGGAACCAUACUUUCAUCAGAGUGACAGCCUAUAUGGUAAAGAUAAUGGAUAUGGCUAUUUAGCGCAGAAGGAAUGGGGUUAUCAUCCAGUGGUCGAGUUUGAAGCCAAUGGGAUCGAACUUUUUAACUAUCAUGAUGAUGAAGAUGAUGAUGAGCAGUCUGCAACUGUCGGUAUUUCCAUUAAAGGGAAGAGAAGAGAAGAUGGAAGUGUAUACUUAAGACUCAGAAUUGCCGAUAAAGAAGGUCGAGUUCGGAAUAUAUAUUUCUCCUUUGACAUUGAUAAUGAUACAGCACUCAGUGUUGCCACCGAGAUGGUUGCAGAACUGGACAUACAUGACCAAGAUGAGACCAAAAUAGCAGAUAUGAUCGAUGAUGAGAUAUCCUCACUGGUUCCUGAGUGGAGGCCUGGCCCUGGGAUCCAGGAAACACCUCGAUCCUCAAACAUGGGCUUCUGCCACAACUGCGCCUCCAAUCACACAUCCAUGGGCUCGCUCAUGGAAUUCCUGUCUCAUAACCUCGGGUCCAGAAAUUUGCACAUUCAGUGCUUGGGAUGUGCUUCAAUGCAUGGUCGAUUUGAGGAGAUCACUUACCAGGUCGAGGAGUCUGACCAUCUUGGGACUGGCAAUGGGCCCAUCGGUUCAAGGAGCCAGUUAGACUAUCGAGAAAUUUGGGAUCAGCAUGAGAGCCGUGAACUUAGUUCUGUCGGGUCUGAUCUUUGCUGUAAUCACACUGAUGAAGAGUGUGAAAAGUCAGACCAGUCAGUAGUACCAUCUAAAACCGAAGGACAGUCCAAGUUGGAGAAGGAACUUGAAUCAUUAGCAAGAGAUUGUUCGACUAUACAGAUAACAGGAUCGGGCUUCUUGAGGGUGCCUUCUUCUCAAGAGUUUCUGAAUGCUGGCAAGAACAGGAUCCUGCAGCAGCUCAGGUGGCUCGUAGUAGGGAAAUGAGGCUUGCUUCGAGAUCCUGGACCAGUUAUCGUGAGGAGAAUUUUGGUUUGAGUGGCAGCCCCAAUUCGGGAGCCCAAAGGGACCGAGAUUGUGAGGCGGUGAAUGAGGAGGGUUCCCGGGAUUGCCAGCUACUUUGCUUCCACAUUUUACUGGGGGACGGUCUCUCCUCCCGUCAAUGCUGUUCGUAUAAAAAUUUGUGACAAACACCAUUCUUUUGUAAAAUCGUCUCAUGCCAUAGAGGCUGUAUGAUUAUUGGAAUAUGAGUUGUAUACAUUGAAUUUUCGUGCCGGCAAUAGAUGCAAGAGUCCAUUGGAAAAGGUGGUUGUGCAUUA